AUGAUGCUCCACUAUGGCGACCCGGAUUGGUACAAUCGACAUGUCCUUAGUUACAAGGACCACAUUUUCCCGCCUGAUGAACGACUGGUCACGAAAUUGCCUGCCGAUCAGAGUGCACUGCGCGAGGAGCUGGCCAAGAUCAGAGCUCGCAAGCGUGAGAAGAAAGCUGAGAGGGAGAGGGAGAUAUCAUCCGCCGCGGCCCACACUGCAUAG
Molecule: messenger RNA, 213 nt
Organism: Sparassis crispa
Lineage: Eukaryota; Fungi; Basidiomycota; Agaricomycetes; Polyporales; Sparassidaceae
Exons: 3
Coding region: 1-213 (70 amino acids)
Biological process (GO): mitochondrial respiratory chain complex IV assembly
Cellular component (GO): mitochondrion
Source: RefSeq, a predicted model, not a curated record